CCUAACAAGCUCGACGCUGGAGGGGGACCUUUGUCCUUUUAUUUAUGGUCCAUUCCCCGAUGAUCUCUUUUUCUUGUUCUUUUUUUUUUCCUCUUGGAGAAAAGGAAGACAUCGCUCUCUCUGCUCCCUCCCCCUUCUCAAGAAAUGGAAAGCCCGUGAUCUCUCCCUUCGCCUGGAACCUUGUUUUUUUUUUUUUUAAUCGGAAAAGAGAGAAAAGAAAAGAAAGCUGUGUAAUGGGCUGCGUCCAAGGCAAGUGCUGCGGCCGCUACCAGCCCGCCGCCGCCGCCGCUUCCUGCGAUGGCGAUCCUAUCCAUUGCCACCGCCGCCGCCGCCACCUCCUCUGCCGCAGCCCCCCGGGCUCCGCUGCCGUCCACUCCCACCGCCUCCUCCUCCAGUUCUCCUCCCUCUCCCAGUGCGGACACUACCCCGACUCCCCCGACCGCGAGAACCAGGACACACUCUGCAUCAAGACCCAUCUCCAAGGGAACCCAAACCUCCACCUCUUCGCCGUCUUCGACGGCCACGGCCAGUUCGGCGCCCAGUGCGCCACCUUCGCACGCGACCGCCUCGUCGAACACCUCGCCGGCGAUGCCAACCUCCUCGACGACCCCGUUAAAUCCUUCGAUUCCGCGUUCCUCGCCGCCAAUUCCGAGCUCCACGACAGUGAGAUCGACGACUCCAUGAGCGGCACCACGGCGAUCGCAGUUCUUGUCGGCGGGGACUCGCUUUUCGUCGCGAACGUCGGCGAUUCGAGGGCCGUCGCCGGCGUCUGGAAUGGGGACCGGGUGGUGGCCGAGGACCUUUCUUGGGAUCAGACGCCGUUCCGGAAGGAUGAGUAUGAGAGGGUGCGGCAGUGCGGGGCGAGGGUGCUCAGUGUCGACCAGGUAGAGGGCAUAAAGGAUCCGGACAUCCAGAGCUGGGGGGAUGAGGAGAGCGAUGAAGGGGACCCGCCAAGGCUGUGGGUACAGAAUGGGAUGUACCCGGGGACGGCCUUCACGAGGAGCGUCGGUGACGCGACGGCUGAGAGUAUUGGUGUCAUCGCCGUGCCGGAGGUCAUGACGGUGAAGAUCGCGUCGAACCAUCUCUUCUUCGUCGUCGCAAGCGACGGGGUGUUCGAGUUCCUCUCGAGUCAGACGGUGGUGGAUAUGGUGUCCAGAUACCCAGAUCCCCGGGAUGCUUGCUCAGCAAUUGCUGCAGAAUCUUACAAAAUAUGGUUGGAGCAUGAAGAACGGACUGAUGAUAUAACAAUCAUUAUUGUUCAUAUCAAAAACUUGAGUGAUUCAGAUUCUGUAGCAACUAAUGAAGCAAGUCAUACCAGCAUGAAGGCUUCCCUGAUGAUAUCUGCAUUCCCAGCGUCAGAAACUUGUCAUCCAAAAAGAGGGAGUUUCCUUGAGCUUCAUUCUUGUCCUUCUGACUUUCCCCUGGAACGAAAUCUCUCAUGUGUUGCUCCUUCUCCAACACAUUCUGUCUAUAGAAACGUGACAUGUGCUGACUGACUGACUGAAGCGGCUUGGUAUUCAUCCUACCUUCCAAUUUACUACGUGGCAGGAUAAGUUCAUCAGCAAUGGUGGAGGGAAUAAUUCUAUUCCUUGUGAUCUUUUAAUUUUGAGAAUCCAUUACAAGGAGCUUGCUUGUAUCAUCUUUGCCGCAUUUUCAGUAUCUCACCUUCUAGACCACUUGUAUAUAACACAAUGGCUGUUCUAAUAUGUGAGUAAAGCGGGGUGCUGAUUUGAGAAAAAAUGAUGCCUGUUGACCUUUCCAAGGACUAUUGAGUGGCCAUUGCUGCAUGGCUCUGGAAGAUGGUUGUGCACUAUUUGGCAUCCUACAUGUUAAUUUCUUGCGGAAGGCAUAGGGCAUGGAACAAAGGAUGGUGAGCAUAGAAAAUGCCUGUGUUAGGAAGUUGAGGCUUAUGAUAAGGUGACCAACGACAUUUACCAAAAAAAAAAACAAAGAAAAGAAAAGAGAGAGAAAUAACGGUAACCUUAUCGUGUCACUCUGCACUUGCUUGAAUGUCUUGUAUGCUUGAUUACCGUGUGUUCCAGAUAUUUUUUUUUUUGAGAUGGAAUGAUGAUUUCUUUUUGGUGCAA
Molecule: messenger RNA, 2087 nt
Organism: Phoenix dactylifera (date palm)
Lineage: Eukaryota; Viridiplantae; Streptophyta; Magnoliopsida; Arecales; Arecaceae
Product: putative protein phosphatase 2C 35
Biological process (GO): protein dephosphorylation
Molecular function (GO): cation binding; protein serine/threonine phosphatase activity
Source: RefSeq, a predicted model, not a curated record